Messenger RNA from Pelagomonas calceolata, 637 nucleotides. The record is from the annotation of a GenBank genome assembly. NCBI's taxonomy places the organism in Eukaryota, Pelagophyceae, Pelagomonadales, Pelagomonadaceae.
ACAGGGUUCCAACAAUGGGGUCGCGGCGAUGGGCGUCGUUGUCGAGAUACGCCACCAGCUCCCGGCCGGCGGGAGUCAUCGCGAAAAGGGUUCAUAUCUCGUACGCGCGGCCGCCCGUCGCGUGGUGCGAUGGCCGUUGCCGCGGGUCCUCGCCGUCGGGCGCGGCCGCGCAGGGCUUGCAGACGGUGGCCGUCGGCGGUGGUGGGCGGCUCGCGUCCCCGGACGUCGCCCGGGCCUCGGCCUCGCGCGCGGCCGGUCGCGGGUCGGAGGGCGGCAGCGGCCAGCGGGCCGCCGCGGCCCGGAGUAUCUCGUCGCCCGAGUCGUCGUCGCCGGCCGCGUCGCACGGCGGCGGCCGCCGCGGGCUCCGGGCGCGGGCGAGGUGCUGCUCGUAGGUCUCGCCCGCGCGCGACGGCGACACCGGCUCCAGCGCGACCUCGCGCACCACCUCGGCCGGCGCGUUCUCUGCCGCCUCGUCGUCGCCGCCGCCGCCGAGGCAGCCCAUGAGCUCACUGUAAAACGAGCCGCCGCCCCCGGAGCAGCGGCCCGAGGCCAUGGCUUAGUGCUCUGGGCAAUAGUACUGGGGCAGCCCCACACACGACGAUUGCUUCCGUAUGCGGUUCGGCCGCCUCCCCGCGCC